Molecule: messenger RNA, 3802 nt
Organism: Cheilinus undulatus (humphead wrasse)
Lineage: Eukaryota; Metazoa; Chordata; Actinopteri; Labriformes; Labridae
Gene: ntng1a
Product: netrin g1a
Exons: 9
Coding region: 983-2557 (524 amino acids)
Molecular function (GO): cell-cell adhesion mediator activity
Source: RefSeq, a predicted model, not a curated record
ACCCUCCCGUUAUCUCCGGCUGGGCGGUCGGUGCUGCGCCGCUGAGGAGCUUGGGAAACAUCCAAAAGAAGUAGACGCGGAGGAUCUGGGUCUAAUUGAGGAGAUUCUUGUCCCUGCUGAGUGUCUGAAACCCAAUCAGAGCUGAGGGAGAGGAGAGAUCCACGCAGAUAUCCGCGUGCUGGGGAAUCGUAAAGAGGAGGCGCGCGGCUGCAGGUUAAAGUUUGUUUUCCAGCUCUUGGGUUUUUGCUUCUUUGGACAUCACGAGCCUCAUCCUGAAGCUUGUGAUGAACUGACACCUGGAGAGAGCAUGAUGGACUCUUUGGCACCGGAGCUCGCGCACACAAACCCCCCCGCACGUCGCACGAGGCGCGGUGCUGACCGAGCCCCCAGGACGCUCAUCACUCAUUUGUUUUGAAGCGGCAGGAAAAUCCUCCUCUGAUCGUUUUUUUUUUAAACAAACAGCUGAGAGAUGGUGCGCGAGGCGAUCCCUCAGAGACUGACGUGCGCACUCAUCACAUUCCCGUGAAGCAGCGCGUCUUAAAGAGCUUCAUUCUUCAUUCAUGGUCACUCUGGGCUCUGAACUUGUUGAGCGGACUUUACGAGCAGGGGGGACUUUCAGGAGGGGCGUUCAGGACGUAGCCGCUUCACCGAGCAGGACCAUGACUGACAGCACGGCGAGCUGAGGAGACCUGUCAAUCAUCUUCCUAUCAGCGUGUCAGAGGCCUAUCUCCUUCUCCCCCUCCUCCUCCUCCUCCACCCUCCAUCCUCUCCUCUUAUCUCCUCAAUGGGCUGCUGACCUCGCCGUCUCUCCACAGACCUGAAAAAGUCAGAAAAACAGAUUUAAACGGACCAGCUCCACCUGAGGGGGAGUCUGGCAUGCCUCCGCCCUCCACCUGAGUGAGAGGAAGAAGAAGACGAAGAAGAGGGAUCCUGUGUUUGUACACCAUCAGGAGGAGGUGCAGCUCUGUCAGAAGGACCAGUCAUGCGUUUCCAGUUUGCGUUGACGCUGCAGGCCCUGUGGACCACUGUGUGCCAGGCAGCCAUGCAGCACUACCCAGCAGCAUGGGGACACUACGACGUGUGCAAGUCCCAGGUGUACUCAGAUGAAGGCCUGACCUGGGACUACAUGGCAUGCCAGCCUGAGGCAGCAGACAUGACCCAGUACCUGAAGGUCACUCUGGACCCCCCCAACAUUACCUGUGGAGACCCUCCAGAGACGUACUGUGCCCUGGAGAAUCCAUACAUGUGUAACAAUGAAUGUGACGCCACCACAGAAGAACUUGCUCACCCUCCAGAGCUCAUGUUCGACAUCGAGGGUCGUAACCCCACCACCUUCUGGCAGUCCACAUCCUGGAAGAAGUACCCAAAGCCCCUCCUGGUCAACAUCACUCUGUCCUGGAACAAAACCAUCGAGCUGACCGACGACAUCGUCCUCACGUUUGAGUCAGGCAGGCCUGAGCAGAUGGUUCUGGAAAAAUCUCUGGAUUAUGGACGGACCUGGCAGCCGUACCAGUUCUACGCUACAGAUUGCCUGGAUGCCUUCACCAUGGAACCCAAGACUGUCCAGGACCUGACGCAGCACACCCUGCUGGACAUCAUCUGCACUGAGGAGUACUCUCGAGGUUACGUUUGGAAGUACGAUAAAACUGUACGCUUUGAGAUCAAGGACCGCUUUGCUUUGUUUGCUGGACCCCGCCUCCACAACAUGGCGUCACUGUAUGGUCAACUGGACACGACUAAGAACCUGAGGGACUUUUUUACCAUCACAGACCUGAGGAUCCGCCUGCUGAGGCCUGCCACAGGAGCAACUAUGGUGGAUGAGAACAACCUGUCCAGAUACUUCUACGCCAUUUCUGACAUCAAAGUCCAGGGCAGGUGCAAGUGCAACCUUCACGCCAACAGCUGCGUGUUCGACAAAGAGAAGCUGAGCUGUGAGUGCGAGCACAACACCACCGGGCCCGACUGUGGCCGCUGUAAGAGGAACUACCAGGGGCGAGCGUGGAGCGCCGGCUCCUACCUGCCCAUCCCCAAGGGCACGGCUAAUAUCUGUAUUCCUAAUAACAUUGGUCCAGUUAUUCGGCCGAAUGUGUCAUCGCUAGGUGUCGCUAACCGAAAAGAAGUAGCUCCUCAGGUUGCGUUGUCCACUGCCCCCUCUGUCCACGUUGCAAACAGCAAGCGAGAGUGUAAUUGUAAUCCCUUUGGCUCAGUCAGUGAUCGCUGUAAUGGCACAGGAUUUUGUAUAUGUAAGGAGGGCACUACAGGGCCCAAGUGUCAGGAGUGUCUACCCGGAUAUUUGUGGGACGAUGGCUGCAAAUCCCGGGUGUGUGACAACGAGCUCCUUCGCUGCCAAAAUGGCGGCGUGUGCGUGAACAACGUCCGCUGCAACUGCCCCUCCGCCUACACGGGCCUGUUGUGUGAGAAGUCUCGCUGUGAGUCCGAGCUGGGGGGCUGCGGGGGCGCCGACUCAGGCUACGCCCCCUUGACUCCACCGUCCUCCCCAUGGUUGCUCCUGCUGCUGCUGCUGGGCUCCAUGCUGCUGAGAGCGGCGUCCUGCUGAACGGACCCGGACCUGGUGGGAGUGAUGACCCCGCCCACCUCCUCCACCUUGACGUCCCCCCUCCCUUCCCCUCUUAAAAUACCCAUCGAACCUGAACAUGAGCUUUGAGGACUGAACUGUACCGAGCUUCUCGCCGCCGGACUUUACAGACACUUGAAAAGGGAAUGUGCAGACAAAGAGUGCAAGAACUUUAUUUAAUUUAAAGAAUAUAUAAAAAUAAAAAAAACAUAUACUUCUAAAAAUGACAGAUAUUAUUAAAAAGAGCUUAACAAGAGUAAAAAGAGCCCCCUCCCCUCUAAGCCAUACAGGUAUGAGCUCCUUCCACUGGAGGAGGGAAGAUGACAGACUUGCUCACUUCCUCUCAUCGCCACGGCAAACAGCUGCCACCAAUCAGCUAUGGUGCCGUACAGCGGCCGCAGAUCUCCCUCUCGGGACGCUAAAGAUGGCUGAAGAGACGCCGCAGACGCUCAAAGAAACAGAAACAUUCACAGACGGAGGAGGAAUCAGGAUGUGUUCUUUGCUGUCAGUGCUUUGUGAAAUGAAGGAAUUCUGUCGGACUGCCUCUUUGUGACACAGACCUCCCCCCCCCGCAUCCCCCAUGUCAGCCCCCUCUUCCUCUCUAGCUUCUCUCUCCCCUCUUCAUCUUCCCCCCCUUCCCGUCCCUCCCUCGCCAUGCUGCCACUGACCUGUGCUUUCGUGAACGUUUCUCUGUAAACCCUCGCUGGUUGGAAGAUUCUUUUGUCCAAUGUUAGUGAUGCACAUGUGUAAGAAGCCCCUUCCCCUCCCCCCUUUACUCUCUUCCGGAAAGUUCCUCUGAUUCUUUUUCUAUCUCAGACCGAACACGCUUCCCUGUCGUCAUGGUCCGAGGAUAGUUUCCACCCGAGCAGACGAGGAGUGCGUAGAAAAAACCAUCGGUGUAUUUGCAAGUUCUUUUUCUCGACAGAGCAACAAAAAAAAGCGUCAUGUAGUCCUUUUGUAUCUUUACUGAACUGUGAUAGAGAAACAGGCGACCUUUAAUGUAUCUAUUCCAGACUUCCACACGCUGAAGGUUGUUUCAUUUCAUUUCUGUUUCUUUCUCUUAUUUUUUUUUUUCUUUUUGUUGAUCUUACUUUUAGUUGUGCAGUUAUUUCCUUUGUAUUGGCAACGUGCUGGCAUCAAAGAAUAUCAGUUUACAUAUACAGUAUUAAUAAAGUGUAAUAAAAUCCCACCAAAGGACAUUAUACAUGUUUUGUUCUUGCUUUAACA